CGAAAAGAAGCCAUGGGAACCCGUCACAUCCAAAAUGUGCUGUUCCUCUUUCUCCUAGGAGCCUCCUCCUUGACGUUGGCUCAAAAUUUGUAUUGUCACAAGGGUAUAUCCAUGAGUAUAGAAGAGGAUCCAAGCAGUACAUUUAACUGGACCACCGAGAAAGUUGAGACUUGUGACAAUGGGGCACUUUGCCAGGAAUCCGUGCUGAUAAUUAAAUCAGGGGCCAGGACAGCAGUUUUGGCCACUAAGGGCUGCAUCUCCGAAGGAACCCAGUCAGUAACGUUUGCCCAGCACUCUCCACCCCCCGGCAUAAUCACAGUCUCUUACAGUAACUACUGCGAGGAUUCCCUUUGCAACAACCAGAAGAACUUAGUUGAGUUAUGGAGACCAGAUGUGACCCCAGCUUCCAAUGUGUCAACAACCCUCCAUUGCCCAACCUGUGUGGCUUUGGGGACCUGUCUGAGAGCGCCUGCUCUUCCCUGUCCCAAAGGUACAGAUCGAUGUUAUCAAGGAAAACUUCGGAUCAUUGGAGGAGACAUCAACUCAGCUUUGGAGGUCAAAGGCUGUACAUCCGUAACUGGUUGCAGGCUGAUGUCUGGAAUCCUCACGAUAGGCCCCAUGUGGGUGAAUGAAAUGUGUCCAUACCAGACUCUCAUUCAACCCCGAAAGAUCGAAAAUGGGGCCCCCUGGCUUCCCAUUUCAGUUGGGAGGUUUGAAUUCCUGCUGCAGCUGCUGUUGCUGCCAUUGCUCGUCCUUUUCUCCUGA
Molecule: messenger RNA, 765 nt
Organism: Rhinolophus ferrumequinum (greater horseshoe bat)
Lineage: Eukaryota; Metazoa; Chordata; Mammalia; Chiroptera; Rhinolophidae
Gene: TEX101
Product: testis expressed 101
Exons: 5
Coding region: 13-765 (250 amino acids)
Cellular component (GO): plasma membrane; plasma membrane raft
Source: RefSeq, a predicted model, not a curated record